Messenger RNA from Sabethes cyaneus, 1918 nucleotides. RefSeq names its product augmin complex subunit dgt5 (gene dgt5). Lineage: Eukaryota; Metazoa; Arthropoda; Insecta; Diptera; Culicidae. The record is from RefSeq and is a predicted model, not a curated record. The transcript is spliced from 4 exons. Bases 9 to 1913 code for a protein of 634 amino acids.
UUUCUGAAAUGUCUGCAGUAGACGAAAUAACACGGUUUAAACUAUGGGCUACAAAACUUGGUUGUCCCUUGGAAAAAAUUCCACCGGAUGAAACCCUCCGAAAGUAUAUCCGCGGAAAGCAAAGUAUUGUAUUCGAACAUAUCACUAGAGAAAUUCGUCCCCGGCAAGAAAUUGCUUCCAUGCGAAAUAACAUUUUGGUAGCCAAGUUACAUCAGUAUCAGAAACUGGGCAAUGUUGUGGCUAAAUCCAAAUUAAACCAAAUGCCUGAGGAAUUGAAGCGAUUUGAACAGAUAGAAAAGCUGAAGGCUAAAUGUAACGAGACAGAAUCUCGGAUUGCCAACUUUAAGAAUGUUCUGAAAUCUGUUACAGGAAAAAUCAAGCAAAAGAAUAUUCAAAAAGUAAAUCUUACUACAAAACUGUCUGAGACAGACGAUAAAUUAUGCUACCUGAAAGCAGUAAACAGCGCUUUGAUAAAGAUGUCAAAGAAGGAGGUCGAAAUUAAGGAAACUAUUGAUCACCUGAUGCCUGUUAAAAUGCACGACAAUUCGAAAAACAAGUCUGAUGCUGUUAAUGCAAUUCAACAAUGCCUGCAGUAUCUGGAAGAGUUUUACAUUAAAUUUUCUGAUCUGAAACAGGAAGGAUGUAAGCAGGCUCAACAGGUCCUCUGGAAUAACAUGAGAACUGCCCUGGCGGGUAUUCCCAACUAUCACCUUUGGACUGUGCUGAUGGAGAUGAAGGAAAAACAAUUGCUGGAAAUAGCUGAAGUGGAUCGGCAUCAGAAUGAGCUAGAAAAGGCAGUAACUUUGUCGGAUCACGAUAUGCUUCAAGUGAAUAUGGCAAAACUGUGUGGAUCACAUAUAAAUCUAUUCAUUGAUCUUGUUUCUAUGAAGCAUUCCGUUCAAUCGCUACGCGAGGAAUAUUUGGCCAAAUAUACUCCUUUUUCACAAAUGUUGGAAACCAAAAUGAAUCUGCUAAAUACGAUGGAUGACGAAGCUGAUUCAAUACUGGAGGAUUAUAUGCUUCAAUCUACUACAAAAGACUAUAACCAGGGACAAUUAGAAUUCCUUAGCAAGGAAAUCGAACGCAAGCGACAGGAGAUAAACAUUCAGAGUAAAAAGCUAGACAAUCAUGAGCAGCUUCUUGCUCAGUUAAGAGAUAUCUACGGUGAAGUGGACGCUCAUUCAGCUCGUAUUCAAGAGGAAAUUCAGCUACUAAACCAAAUCAAGGAAAAAAUUACUUACGUUAAGCGUUACAGUCGCUACACAGUCUACAACAUGCGACAGAAGACUGGAAAUCAAACAUUGAAUCUCAGCGAACAAUCCAUGAUGAGCGUCACGCGAUUGGAAAGCAAACCAAUUUCUCCCGGUCUCAUCUAUUCUCCGGCAGCGGUUCCACCUUUACGAAAUGAGCUGGCCCUCCUAACCGGCAUACCAUUUCACAAAUUUAACCGUUCGAAAUACACGAUUUUCUCUUUGGACACUCACGUCUGCAUUUCGAUGGCGAGCGGCGAAUGCGCACCGCUUUUGACACUGUUGCCGGCGUGCUUCUCAUCAGCUGAGCACUCUCUGCAAGCGGUUAAAGCGAUUAUAAAGCUUGAUGACCUGGUUAAAAGCUUUCAGCAGGAUAUUCGACCAGAGCUGGAUACAGUUACUGUGGACGAUGACCAAUACCGUCAGCUGUGGCAAGCGAAUCAUGAAAAAAUAUGUGAAUACCUUGACGAGACGGAAGCGCUUCUGGGGAAUGCUCAGCAAGUGAUUGAAAAAAGUCGCACCUAUUACAAUUUCGUACUAGCCAAUGCAUUACGGAAGUACGUCCCACCGGAGAAGCUGUUCAAUGGACGAAAUUAUCGCGAAUAUGAAAAUGAGUACAUGAUGUACUAUCGGAUGAUUAACGGAACAAUGGCAGGAAAAUGAAUUGG